Messenger RNA from Mesocricetus auratus (golden hamster), 1079 nucleotides. RefSeq names its product THAP domain containing 3 (gene Thap3). The record is from RefSeq and is a predicted model, not a curated record. The transcript has 4 exons. NCBI's taxonomy places the organism in Eukaryota, Metazoa, Chordata, Mammalia, Rodentia, Cricetidae. The coding region runs from base 71 to 700 and encodes 209 amino acids.
CCGCCCCCAAGCUCCGCCCCCGAGGCCGCGUACCGCCAUCUUUGUUAGGGGCAGCGGGCCCAUCUCUGAGAUGCCGAAGUCUUGUGCGGCCAGGCAAUGCUGCAACCGCUACAGCAGCCGCAGGAAGCAGCUCACCUUCCACCGGUUUCCGUUCAGCCGCCCGGAGCUGCUGAAGAAGUGGGUGCUGAGCAUCGGCCGGGCCAACUUCAAGCCCAAGCAGCACACGGUCAUCUGCUCCGAGCAUUUCAGACCCGAGUGCUUCAGCGCUUUCGGGAACCGCAAGAACCUCAAACACAAUGCUGUGCCCACAGUGUUCGCUUUUCAGAGCCCCACACAGGUCUGUCCUGAGGUGGGGGCUGGUGGGGACAGCACACUGGAAGAGUCUGAGUCUCCAGACGCUGAAGGCCCUGCGACACAGGCCUUACCAGAGAGAACAGAAGCAAUGGAGGCCCCUGGCCUGCAAGCCAGCCCCAGGGGGUCGAAAAGGCCCCUUCUGGGACAGCCGCCUGAUCACAGUUACGCCCUUUUGGACUUGGAUACCCUAAAAAAAAAACUCUACUUCACACUGAAGGAAAACAAGAGGCUGCGGAGGCGCCUGAGGGCCCAGAGGCUGCUGCUCCGGAGGACGUGUAGCCGCCUGCGAGCCUACAGAGAGGGACAGCGGGGAUCACGGGCCAGACGGCCGGCACAGCGGAGCUGAGCCCGAGCAAGCUCUGGGGUGUGGCGAGGGUGGUGGCCCCCAGCAGGAAGUGGUUUUCGGCGGUUCCCCACUGGCCACUAAUGCUGCAGGGGCCUUGAGACAGGCAGUCGUCAGGGGAGGGACCCAAGUUCUGGGGGAGCGAGAGGCACAAUCUCAGGUCUCCUGGGCUGAGGAUGGCAGCUGUGGGGCUGUCCUGUAACAGUGACCAAUGUUAGGAGUUGUCACGGCCCUGUCAGAGAUGUUCCCGAGGGAGAGGUGGCCAUGCUUGCCGUUUGCCUCCAGGAACAUGUUUAGCCAGGCAAGGGUCCCCCACAUCAGCCUGUAUUUCUGAGUGACUCUGGGCUGGUUUUUGUAAACAGAAUAAAUUCUUUGAACUCUG